AUGGCCCAAAUCAGAGCCAUUGGUCUCGAAAUGACGCCUGAUAUUGUACGUGUAACAGAAUCUUGGUUCCAUUUCCUAAUUCCUGACCCUGCCCUUCUCGUAAAUGACUUUGAUUUUUGCCGUCAAGACCGCACAUCUAGGCGUGGGGCGGUUGUCUUCCUUAUCUUAGAUCCCACCUAAAACACUCCCUAUAACCUGGGUGUCUCUUCAUACAUGGGAAUCUUCUGCUUUGCAUCUGUUAUUCACUCGCCGCAAAGAAAGGCAAUUAUUGGCUGUAUCUAUAAUCCCCAAGACUUUUCUGCCAGUGAUGAUUCGCAACUCUGUGAAAUCUUUGAAUUAAGUUCGGAAGCUGCUUUCCAUGUUAAAAUAAUGUCUGGGGAUUUUAACCUUCCUGAAAUUGACUGGACUUCAAAUAUCUGUCCACGUAAAUUCCAGCCCUUCCAAUUGUUAAUUUUUCUAACUGGUCUCAACUGGUGCACUCUCCAACACGAGAUAACCACAAUUUAGAUCUAAUAUUUACCAAUGACACUACCUCUCUUUGUGUUGCAUUCAAAAAGGACCUUCUUGGUUGUGACCACGUAUUAAUUCAUUGUUGCUAACCGCUUGCCUUUUCAAAAAAGACUGGCACUGUUCGAACUUACCUAAACUACGGUUGCGUACAUAACGACUUAAUCAAUAACAAUAUUAGAUAUUUGGAUUGGUGUGGCUUCCUCUCCUGUAUCGAUGUAAACAUUCUUGGUGAUGUCAUGUCGAAUGUUUCCAAGGACAUAUUAGAGUUGGUGCCUCGAAUAUAUCUCAAGUCUAAUUUUGCGGAUUCCCUUGUUCCUGAUAUUCUUCGCGACAUUCUACCAAAGAUGAAAUGGAAACUACGUGACGUAUCCACGAGUUCUUAAUCCGUUCAUCUAAUAGUCGCAGAAAUUCUCAAAGUGGCCUCAAGGAUGCGCCACGAGCGCCACGGGCAAACAGAAUCACUUGCCCUCAGUGAUUCGAACCCUGGCAAACCUAUCGCUUACAUCUUCCGUCGUCGGUCGCCCUCUAAGCGUGGUCAUGAACUUCCACCCAAGCUCAAUGAUAACAAAGUCUUCCUCACUGAUGACACUGACAAGGCGGGGUUGUUUAGUGCUUUCUUUGCAAAACACCUUAAUACUGAGUCCGAACCAGUUUCUUUCUUUCGUUCACUUUCAGAUAGGACGCUUAGUACAAUCGAUGUCUCCACAGAUCUUAUUUAGAAACACAUAAGUCGUUUGAAAUGCUCACACCGCUCAGGAACGGACGAGAUUCCAAAUUCGAUUACUAAACAAGCAUCCGAGCUUCCCAUAUUGCUAAGUCAUUUAUUCUCUGUUUUUAUUUCAAAAGGAUUCUUUCCUGAAACAUGGAAAACGUCAAUUAUCAUUCCCGUCUUCAAGUCAGGAUUUCGGUCCCAUGUUAAUAACUAUCGGGGCGUGUACAAAACGCCGCCUCUACCAAAGCUUCUUGAAAGGAUUAUUUUCAAUGAAAUUCUUGACUUCCGUCUAGCUAAUCGGCUUCUGAGCUCUAGUCAGCAUGGAUUUUUACCUGAACCAUCCUGCGAAACAUGUCGCUUGGCUUUUCUUAAUCUAAUUACUUCUCUUCGUAAUGAGCGGCAGUCAGUGGUGGUAAUCUACUUUGAUCUUAGCGAAGCCUCCGAAAAGUUGCCCCAUAGAGGUCUUUUGGUAAAAUGGGGAGCUCUCUGCAUCCAGUCGCCUCUACUCGACUAAAUAGAGUCUUGCCUAUCAAACUGCUAUCAGAAAGUAAUGGUUGGUAAUAGCUAGUCGACAUCUCACUCGAUCACGAGUGGCGUACAUCAAGGCACGGUUCUGGGUCCGCCACUCUUUUUUUCUUUACGUAAAUGAUAUUAUGAGUGAACUCGGAAAUUCGCAAACUUUUGUUUAUGCCGAUGAUCUCAAGUGUGUUUACUCAUAUUCUAAGGACACCGUAAUCGUUUGUGUUGAAAAAAUUAAUGCCGAUUUACUACGCUUAAGCAGGUGGGGUUCAACAUGGCAGAUGAACUUUUCAUCAUCCAAGUGUAGUUUCAUGUCUUUUGGUACUGUCAAACUUCCUGUUCCCACAAUUUUUCAGAAUAGCCCACUCUCAGAAUGCUUCACCGCUAAGGACCUAGUCUUACUUACCUAGACCUACUUAUACAAAUAAACUUGCUUUAUCAUCUCAUGCGGACGGAAUCUCUGCUAAAGCCACGCAGAUAUGUGGGUCCAUAUCGGAUAAUUUUUUCCUUCCAGUCCUCGAAUACCGCUGCCCUUUCUUUGGCUUAAUGAGCGCCUGUGACUGUAAUAAAAUCAAAAUUUUUCAGAGGGUUUUCGUCCACAUGUUGUUUUCUCAAGUGGCAUCCGGUACUUCUUGUACCCAGAGAUGUGAGGUGGCGAAGAUUACGUUUUUGUGGGUGAGUAGACUCGAAGCUGGCCUUUGCUACAUUUGUCGCAUUGACUUUAUCUUCAGUCUUCCGCCCAUUGAUACUCUCACUCCGAAAAGUUGCUGUUAUGCCAUGCUCAACUCCUCCAUUGUGAUUUCACCGCCUCUUUGCACUACAUCUAAGCGCUCCCUCUUCUUUGAUUCCAAAUAUGCUUUCCUUUGGAAUAAUCUUACGCCAAAAACUAGGUCAUCACCUAAGUUACUGGUAUUUAAGUUGAAGUUGCGCAAAUACCUUACACCUGAAAGCAUGAAGGCCCUCUUAGCGGUCUCAUUCCCGAACACUGAUCUUUUUGACUUCGAGAAGGGUCCUCUUGGGAUUUAGUGGUAGAUCAAGUGGAAGCUCACUUAUAUUUUUACAACCCUCUGCUUUGAGUUGGAUACUCAAUUCAGUGCUACCACUCCCAACCCAUAGCGAAGAUUUUCGCGGUUAAUGAUGUCGCCUCCUCAUUUUAACCUCAAACGGUCUGUCGACAUUCAUGGUGGAACCCUCUGUAUUCGCCGUAUACUAGUAGUUUGGUCGUACCCUCCUUCUUCACUCCUCGGCUGAGCUGGAAGUGUACUGUGGCCGAUCGCGUCUGGGUUCCUCUCGUCUGACCACUUUGACGCGAACAAUCUUAUCCGGUGUAUGAAUUCUGCCCUGAGGAUGUCCGUCCUGAAUCCCGUAUAUAAUACCACAUACAGGCCAGUCAUGUCUGACCCGCAUGAUUGCCCUCAAGGUUGACAUUAAUUUCUGCCUGACGAUGUCCGAUUAUAAUCCGUUAUAUACCGCCACAUGCAGGCCAGUUCUGCCCGAAUUUUUGUGUUAUUAUGAGCGAGGGUUUUUUUCUCCUGUAAAAUUAAUCCCAUCAUUUUCAAAUUCUUAGGUGGAGUCUUUUCACUGCUCGCUCAUCAUUUUUCUUAACGGACUAAAGUUCAGAAACUAUUAAUUGCAAUUUGUACAGAUUCUGCUUACCUCGUCUAAGAUUCCUAUGAAAAUUUAUUUUUAAUUGCUUUGAUGGGACCCCAACGGGUCCUUAAUAAAAAAUUAUUAGUUCUGUAUCGGAAUCCUGUCCUGCCAUCUACUCUUCAAUUUAAAUGAGUUGGGUUUAUUUUGCUGAUAAAUGCGUCACAAUAUUUAGAGUUGCAAUAUGCUCAUAUAUUGACUGGCGUGUCAAUGGCUACUAAAUCUGGAUAAAACUCACAGUUUCAACAGUUAACCUUCCAGGUUGUGCAUAUAAAGAGCACUUUUAGUCAGAUUUAUUUGCGGUUUCUUCUGACAGUAGAAUUUAUUGAGUUUCAGUUCGUCCUUGAAAUGUCGCUGAAUACUUCACGAUUUUCAGUUUUUCAAUCGAUCCUUUACGAAAAUAAAUGUUCUAACGUACAAUCGUCAAAACCUUACAAAUAAGGUAAUGCUUGGAAGGAUUUACCGAAAUGACGAUUGCUUGGGCAAUCUUCUUCACGUAGAUGGAUGUUGGAGUCCCAUUUUAUAAUAAUUUUUAUUUAAGACCCGCGGGGUCCGUCCAUAACAAGAAAGAAGCACUUUUACAUAAAUUUUAGAACAGGUGUACAGAAUCUAUACAACACUUAAUUAAUAGUUAUUGAAUAUGUAGUAUGUUGCGAAGAAUGAUGAGCUUGCGGUGAAAAAAAACUCCUAAUUUAUAAACAAAUGAGUAUGACUGGAUUAACACUAUAGAAGAAAAUAAAUGUCGCUCGCGGAUGUAUAAAACGCUGUCCGGAGCGGCCUGCAUGUGACAGCGUAUUACGGAUUUAAUGAAGGGAUAAGUAGGCGGAUCAGGCAGGACUGGCCUGUAUGUGGUAUUGAGCAAAAGGUUUAGAACGGACAUCAGCAAGGCAGAGUUCAUAUGCCGGCUGAUGUCAUUCCUGUCCAAGUAGCGAAUAGAAAACCAGUCUUGAGGCGAUAUGAACGUAGAUGCGAUCGGUUACAUUCAGCCGAGUCCAGCCGUGGAGCGGGCAAAAGAGAUGCGACCAGACUACUAGUAUAUGGCGAAUAAAUCAGGUUCCGCCAGGAGCGUCGACGAAGCGAAUUCAGUGAGGGCACGACGCAUGAGCAUACAACGAGCAAGGCAUUUGAAAACACCCUAACACGAAACUUCAUUAAUACUAUUUUUGUUGAUGGAUGCUCACGCUAGGUUACAUUUUGCCCGGUUAUGGCAACUAAUAUGAACACUGUUGGACCUUUUUAUCAAUUUCCUGAGACAUAUUAAUAGUUUUUCUAUUUCUAAGGGAAGAGCUUGCUUUCCUCCUUAUAAUGUAUCCUUUCCGCUACCUUUGUUUAUCUGCCGGUUUCGUUCUACGAUUAUGUAUGCAUAGAAUUUCGGCCAUAUUCAUACUGCAGUAGUGCGUAAUUCUUAAUUUCUGUUUCUAAAUUACGUGUAAAUAGCAGCCACGCCACAUAAAGUUGUCUUUCCGUAUGUUAAAAAUUUAGAAUGACCAUUCGCUAAUGAUCAUGUUAACGGUCACUCAAGACAAAAUCGUGUAACGUCUUUGAGGGAGGGUCAGUAGGGGGCAGAAAUUUGUUAUCUGUUAGGAACAGUUUCGUCUUUUUCACAGCCUAAGUGUCAAGUUGAGUUCCUGAACUCGGGGCAUCAAGCAUUCUUCGCAUACAGUCUCAAUCGCACCACAACUGAACGUUAAUUGUGAAUGACACAAGCAGAUUCAGAUGAGGAUGUCUAUUAUCAGAGAGUAUAUAAACAUAUACAAACGUCGAUAGCAAAUGAGUAAUGAGUUGACGUCAUGAACUAAGGUAAAAAGUUAUUGAUGGACGAAUAUAUACAUACAUAAGAUUACAGGGUUAACCCAAAAAAACACGGGAGGUGGAAAACAAACUGAAACAACGAUAAACGAGAGAACGAACAUAAUGUAACGGUAGAUAGGGCUAAUCAGGCAUGCAGGCCAGCGCUUUGAUCGGGUUCAUGAGUCGAUCUUGGUCUGGAAUUUUUUACGAGAUGAGUAGUCACUUAUUUAUUAAAACACAGUCGGAACCUCAUGUUCUACUUGGGCUAUUAUAUAGCCUCCAUCUAGGUUGGAGCACUGUCCUCAGUGCUGCUAUGGUCGACGGGUUAGGGGAUAGUGACCUUAACGGUUGAGGGAACAAUGACCUCGAUGUCUACGGGGAGAACUUGGCCGUUUCAAAGGAUAAGUAGGGAGUCUGGUGCGCAAAAAGGUAACCGACUGCGGUAGGGUUUGAUUUUGUUAAAGUUUGCCGCAAAUGCGGGAGAGUGGGGUUGUACGGCAUCGCGAAGGAGGUAGUUUGAAGGUGGCAGAACAUCGGAAACGACGCAGGAACUUGUCAGGAAAAGUGGAGUUUCGCUGGAAGUCCGCGUGGUGGUAUGGGGUUGUUGUGCAUAAGUACAUGAAGAAAUUAAUGUGUAGUUCCGAUCGAGUGGCGGUCAUAUUGUGUUUUUUGAUAUGAAGAAUCUGUACCAAAUGCCUCACGUGUUCAGUUGUAUGCGCUACGUAUCACCUGGAGAAGUUGGCAGACAUAGGCAGUUAUGGUUGUGAGGUCCGGUGUAUAUAGGGGGUACUGAAGAUCUUCUAUGAGGCGUGGCUCGUGACCUGUCCAGAGGUAGUGGGGUGUGAGUCCACUGGACAAGUGGACUGAGCCACUAUGGGCCAAGAGGCAAAAUGGGAGUUGGACUGCCCAAUCAUGCGUAUGGCUGUCUUAAGUAAAUACAAGUAGGAGAUUAUGAAUGCUGUGAUUAGUGCGUUCAACAAGGCCAUUACCCUCAGGGCGGUAUGGUGUCGUGCAUGCUUUGUGGAUGUCUAGUAAACCGCACACUUUGCGAAAGGGCUUGGAGUCGAAUUUACUAUCGCAGUCGGAAUGAAAUGUUUUGUUUGUCUAGAGGAGUAAAUUUGCGUCCGACCUUAAACCAGUGCUCCGCAAAUGACGUUUGUCUGAAAUUCGGAGAAAUCUUAGAAUCUGAGACGAAAAUAUGGCGCGCACGGAAAAUGUGGAAUGUUAAGUACAUAUUGUACCUCAAUUUCCUGCAGGAAAUGGGAAACAGAUAAAGCUUUAUAGGUUCUCUUGAUAAUGACAAGGUCUAGAACUGUCCACUAGUUUCGUUGUCUUUAAUUACGCCUGCUCAAAUUGGUCAAUCUACCUUUACUCAAGUCAUCGAUCACAGCAUUGGAUACCUAACAUACGGUUUUACGGACGCAGCAAGCAUCCUCGCAUAGAUUUCAAGAGGGAAGACAACCAGAGUAUGUCAGAUUCAGCGGACGGCGAUCGUUGUGUUUUUGACGUUCAGGUUUACAUUGCUUAAGUGAAAUCAAGAUCGAAAUGAUAUAAGAAACUGGAAUUUUUUGCAUAUCCAAGUCUUUAAGUGGGAUAGGGUUAAUAGAGAAUUGUCGUUUAGGAAACAUAUUCGGUCAGCUUCCAAACACAAUACUGCACAUUCGGAUGCCAUAAAUGUCAGAAGCCACUUGGUGGACACGAUGGUCAGUUAAUCAGUGUUUUUUUAGUUUUCGCGAGUUGGCGCCAAAGUUGAUUUUUUCCAGGUUCUUCUGUUGUCUGUAAAUCUGGCUGCAUCACAGUCAAUAACUUCAGAAAAACCUGUCGUAUGCGUGUGAAAGUGAAGGGGGCAUAGUACUGAAUCCUGUGGUACAGCACAUUUAUUUGCACCCACGCUGAAGCCGUGAUGUCAAUGACCUCCCUUUACAGUCUCAAUGACAGGAGUUUUUAUCUACAUAAAAAGGUUGAAUUGGAUUCCGCGAAAUCAAAUCUUUUACAAGAGCCGCAGAUGAGGCACUGGAAUUAUUAUGGAUCUGGGUGUAUCAUACUUCCUUUGAUGUCACGUCCCUUUUUACUUCUAUCCCACAGGACCUGGCAGUCGAGACAAUCGAACUACUCCUACGAGAGAAGUACGACGAAACGGAAAAUCGCCUCGGACACGCCCAAAUCAUCCAGCUCCUGAAGUUCUGUCUCAAGACGUACUUUACAUUCGACGGAAGAAUCUACGAGCAGGUGAAGGGAAUGCCAAUGGGUUCGCAGAUUUCGGGACUCAUAGCCGAGGCGGUCCUUCAACGGCUGGAGUCGCUGGUUUUCCGACACCACAGACCGAAAUUCUGGGCUCGGUAUGUGGAUGACACCUUCGUCGUCAUCGAACGGGAUCAGGUGCUGACUUUCAAAGAACAACUCAACGCCGUCUUCCCGGACAUUCAGUUUACGAUGGAGGAGGAGAAAAACAAUCAGCUAGCCUUCCUGGAUGUCCUCGUCUGCCACAAAGAUUGUGGUGGCUUAAAAACCAAAGUGUUCAGGAAAGCGACAAAUACGACGCAAAUACUGAACUUCAAUAGCAACCACCCGAUCAGUCACAAACGCAGUUGCGUAAGGGCGCUAUACUGGCGCGUUGAGACGCACUGCAGUGAAAUGGAAGACAAGGUUGCUGAAUUACAAUAUCUUCGACGGGUUAUGAGAGCCAAUGGCUACCAGCGCAACUUUGUCAACCAGUGCAUACGAAAAGGACACCAGAGACCAAAUCCAACUAGCCCUAAAUUUUGGCGUGCUCUUCCGUACGUGAAGAACGUCUCGGAAGCCGUCAGUCGUCUUCUCACUCCACUUGGAGUUGGGGUUGCACACAGGCCGGAAGCAACCAUUAGGCGCCAAGUAAUGAGGCCAAAAGACCCGCUGCCACGGCAGGAAACGUCCAGAGUCGUUUACCGGAUCUGGUGUAGUUGCGGACAAAGCAAUUAUGUCGGAGAAACUGGGAGAUUACUCCGUACGCGACUUGCCGAGCACGCAGCAGCAGUGAGGCGGGGAGACGCUAACUCUCAGGUGGCGGCGCACUCGACGGGACCCGGCCAUAUUUUCAAAUUUCAAGAGGCCAAAAUCCUCGCAAGGGGUGACAACCGCGUGAGCCGCGAGCUGCUCGAGUCAUGGUUUUCAGGCCCGCAAUCCAUCAACAAACACAAUGACCUCCCGGUGGCCUAUUCCGUAUUGCGAUUUUCCCUGGGCAGGAGAAUCAGUCACGUGGGGAGGGCGCGGGUGAGCAAUUAUCACGGUGACAGUGAGCCAGUUUGCCGAGUCAUCGUCACAUCAGCAUCGAGCACGGAUGACGAAAUCGCGGCAAUUAACAACUCGGACUCGGACCGCCAAGCCACCGCCGCAUCAAUUACGACCCCAGCGGCGAUUGUGAGAACUGUUAAUUGCAUUGCGCAUACGGUCCCACGGCAGCCACGUGCUAUAAAUACUGCACUCCUGGUGCCACCUUCACCUCUAUCUGCGAAUGUCUCUGAUGAUGGGUUCGAGUGA
Spirometra erinaceieuropaei is the source of this 8695-nucleotide messenger RNA. The record is from the annotation of a GenBank genome assembly. NCBI's taxonomy places the organism in Eukaryota, Metazoa, Platyhelminthes, Cestoda, Diphyllobothriidea, Diphyllobothriidae.